AUGGCCUCAGCUCAGUCCGGGGACCUGUCGCAUCCGACUGUUGGUGAAAAUAUUCAGUCGGAAUUAGAUGAUACCACGAAGAAUUCAGAUGAGGCAGAGGAACGGGAUGAAAGUGUUUUAAAAAACGCCGAAAAUGACCUCAGCGUUGAUGUGGUGCCGAACAGUCAAAGGGAGGCAACUCCUACAAGCAUGUUAAAGUUUUCAAUCUCAGCAUUGUUGGAUCUACACGAAAGCCCAAGUCGACCGACUGUCGACGCAAGUUCCACCUCGACAGCUGAAACCACGUGCCCCGCCCUCCCUGUCAACAAGGAGCGUUUCAGUGACAAGAUUUGCGGCAAGGGCAAACGGAACAGGACGACGUUUUCGACGCGGCAGCUGCAGGAGCUGGAGAGGGCGUUCAGGAAGACGCACUACCCCGACAUCUUCACCCGGGAGAAGCUGGCUUCCCGCAUCAAGCUUCCCGAGUCCAGAAUACAGUCGUCAGACAAUACGCUGUCUGAGGACCCGUGGAUAACAGAUGGCCACCAUAGCAGAUCGCCCAAGGCCUGGUGUGCCGCGUGUGAUGUCACACCAAGAUGA
This is a messenger RNA of Haliotis rubra (blacklip abalone), 579 nucleotides long. Its product is annotated as paired box protein Pax-3-like. The transcript has 3 exons. The record is from RefSeq and is a predicted model, not a curated record. Gene Ontology annotation, molecular function: DNA-binding transcription factor activity, RNA polymerase II-specific; RNA polymerase II transcription regulatory region sequence-specific DNA binding. NCBI's taxonomy places the organism in Eukaryota, Metazoa, Mollusca, Gastropoda, Lepetellida, Haliotidae. The coding region runs from base 1 to 579 and encodes 192 amino acids. Gene Ontology annotation, biological process: regulation of transcription by RNA polymerase II.